Prunus armeniaca (apricot) is the source of this 621-nucleotide messenger RNA. NCBI's taxonomy places the organism in Eukaryota, Viridiplantae, Streptophyta, Magnoliopsida, Rosales, Rosaceae. The record is from the annotation of a GenBank genome assembly.
AUGGUUCCUGAGGAAGAAGGAGAGCGCAAAGGGAAGAAACAGAGGAAGCAGAAUGGGAGUGAAGCAAAGAAACAGAGCAAAGUUGCUGCUGCUUCUGCUGAAGGGGUCCAAAGAGAUGGCGUCCGUGUGAAAGCACGAAGGGGUGAAGCAACUGACAGUCACAGCCUUGCUGAAAGGGCAAGAAGAGAGAAAAUCAGUGAGAGAAUGAAACUUUUGCAGUCUCUUGUUCCUGGUUGUGAUCAGAUAAAUGGCAAGGCUCAUGUACUGGAUGAGAUCAUCAAAUAUGUUCAAUUACUACAGAAUCAAGUUGAGUGCCUUGCAGCAAAGCUUGCUUUUGUGGAUGCCAUGCUAUAUGAUGACUGUGAGCUGAACCCAAGUACAAAUCCAUGUGCUUCAGAUCAGAGACUAUGUUGCUUGGAACCUCCAUUGCCAUUUGUGCUAGAGCCUCCUAGCUCCGUCCAGUUCCUGUCUUUGGCGGAUGCUGCACCGCCGGGUACUUUGGCUUCCUUAUUACUCACCGAGGAUCAGAAAGCCAGCUUAAUUCCUCAGGCUCAGGAUGGUGGAAGCUUUGAGGACACUGGAAAGCAGCCUGCUGGAUUAGACCACUCGUGCACCUUCUAA